Messenger RNA from Mobula hypostoma (lesser devil ray), 3134 nucleotides. RefSeq names its product proline-rich coiled-coil 1 (gene prrc1). Gene Ontology annotation, biological process: activation of protein kinase A activity. The transcript has 9 exons. Gene Ontology annotation, molecular function: protein kinase A regulatory subunit binding. Lineage: Eukaryota; Metazoa; Chordata; Chondrichthyes; Myliobatiformes; Myliobatidae. The record is from RefSeq and is a predicted model, not a curated record. Gene Ontology annotation, cellular component: cytoplasm. The coding region runs from base 2 to 1387 and encodes 461 amino acids.
GAUGGGUUACGUGGCGAGGGCUGACGUUGCUGUGGUGACGCGGCCAUCUUGUGUGUCCGGGGGCCGAACGGCUGGCGGGGUUCAUCAGAUUGUUAUCGAAGGAAAAAAGAUGAUGGAGGAAAGUGGGAUUGAGACAACGCCCCCCAGCACUCCCCCUCCAAAUACUUCCAUGACUGCAAGCAACACCCCAGUGUCUACAGUUCUACCUAGCCCUUUACCUAAUCCCAUUACUACCUCCAUUUCAGCUUUACCUCCCUCAGUCUUUUCUACACCACCUCCUCCUAGACCGCACUUACCUCCUGCCAUGUCUUCUACACCCCUAACUGCUGCUGCUUCCCCAGUUCGUCCUUCUGCUGUUCAUUCUGGUGCUGCAGCUUAUAGCUUUCCUCCUUCAGCACCUCCUGUGGGCUCUCCUCCUGUUCCUAUCUUUUCUGCACCUCCUACAGGUCCACCCAUCACUGGUUUCUCCAUGACUACAAACUACGACAUCACUCGAGGUCAUGCUGGUCGAUCUCCACAAACCCCGCUGAUGCCAACUUUUUCUACAUCCGUCACAGGAGUUGUGCCAGGUACCCUGACUCAGGCCCCUGCUCCUGUGGGAGGUGGCUCCUCUAUUACAUUCCCAGAGGAGAAGGAGGACCCCAGGAUGGCUGUGCACCAUGACCAAGGUGGUGCUGGAGGAGGAUUCUGGGGGUUUUUUAAGGGUGUGGCGGGAAACCCUGUUGUGAAAUCAGUUUUGGAUAAAACAAAACAUUCUGUGGAGUCCAUGAUCACCACGCUGGAUCCAGGCAUGGCUCCUUACAUCAAAUCAGGUGGUGAUCUGGAUAUAUUGGUAACUUCUAACAAAGAAGUUAAGGUGGCUGCUAUUCGAGAUGCUUUCCAGGAAAUGUUUGGAUUGGCCACCGUUACCGGAGAAGCUGGCCAAUCAAAUAUUGCUCCACAGCCUAUUGGGUAUGCUGCAGGAUUAAAGGGGGCCCAGGAGAGAAUAGAUAGCCUGCGGAGAUCGGGCAUGAUGCAUGAAAAGCAGGUGACGGUUUCUGUUGAGAACUUCAUUGCAGAAUUGCUCCCAGACAGGUGGUUUGACAUAGGUUGUCUAAUCCUUGAAGAUCCAGCUCAUGGCAUUCGUUUAGAAAAUUUCACACAAGCAACACCAGUGCCUUCAGAAUUUGUGCAACAGGCUCAAAACCUUACACCAGCUGAUUACAACCUGAGAUGGUCCGGGCUGAUGGUGACCAUAGGAGAAGUAUUGGAGAGGAAUAUACCCCACGUCAGUCGCACUGAUUGGCACAUCAUGUAUACAGGCGUGUCUCGAAGACAGAUGAUCUAUAGUGCAGCCAAAGCCUUGGCAGGGAUGUACAAGCAGCAAUUGCCAUCAAAGUGCAUUUAAUAAUCAAAACUGCCACAUACUGUUCUAAGGGCAUUCCCUGCACAUGAACUGUUUAAACUUUCAUGUAUUUUUGUACUCAAAUCAAAAAGUGUGAUCCCCGAGGCAAUCUUUCCCAUCUGCCAGCAUAGAAACUGGUUAAUUGGAACACCACAAACUGAAUGUGAUCAAAUGUAAUGGAAACUAUUUUGAAAUAUGCAGCAUUUUCUUUAUAUAUUUGAAAAAAAAGUUUGUUAUAAUACCUUUGGUAGAUACUGUCACAAAAUGGUACUUAAACAAAUUGAGAUGCUAAGCAUUGACAAUGCUUAUUGUCUAUAUUUUUGUCACCUAAUCAUAAUACAUAUUCUGUUCAAGAUUGGAUGGAUCAACAUGCAGAGUUCUCUUUCUCAUCUCUAUCCUUGUAACGUGAGCUUAUAAGGUAAAAGCAUUCAAAAUGAUGUAUAUAUGAUUUACAAGUUGAAAACUGUCAACCCUUUGGGGGGGAAAACAAGCUUUCUGAUGUAUGGUCAGGAUAAAUUGUCACAAGGUUAAAUGAAUGACUGUUUAAAGCAAAAUAUAACUAUUAUCUUUGAAAACUCUAAUCAGACUCUCUGCAAUGCCAAGUGAAGCUAUUACAGGGCUCAUCAAAAGUUUUGUUUUUGGUCUAUUUUGUAAUUCUCUGUAAAGGAAAUAAAACUGAAAUAUCAGAGGUGACACCAGUAUUCCUUUGUAAUUUUAACUUAAUCUUGACACUUGUCAGCAUUUCCUUUAACGAAAAUGAAAACAUUAUUUGGAAUAUGCCUUUACUGUUAAUUAGUUCCAUUGUAAUAUGCUGCGCUGUAAUGAUUUGUAUAUAAGUAAUUACUUCAUUGAAUCUUACAAUUAAUCAUAUUGCAAAUAGUUUACAAGUAAUCUGUGGCCAAAAUACUUUAGUGGUUAUGAACUAAAGUUUUAACCUGCUUUUUCUAUAAUUACUUGCAUCAAGAUGAUCCAAGUAGCAGCUCUUAAUUCUGAUUAUGUUGCCUGAUUGUUAAAUGAAGGUGAGUUGAAAUUGGUCCACAUAAUAGUUUGCCAAUCCUGUUCCAGCCUCAGCAAAGACAGAUAGCUGUCUUCUUUUCCUGUUUCAUUAGCUCAGUUUGUAAGGAAGUUUAAUUGUUCUCCUUGCUUAUAAUUUCUAGUAGAUGGCUCAUGGAUAUGGAUUGAUGAAAAACCUUCUUUUCUAUCAAAGCUGUGUGCUUAGUUUAUUUAACACUAGAAUUUCUUGUUCAAGAACAACAAAUUUUAUGCCCAUGUAUUGAAACAAGCUUUCCAUUUGAUUCUGAUUCUCGGUUAGCUGCUUGAGACACUGAUAAGAUUCAAUUAAAGCCUACCGAAAAGUUUUUGCACAUACUAAUGGGAGGAGUCCCUUAUCAGUGCAUACCAAAAGCAAAACAAUAUUAUACAGUGGAUUGCAUUCAAGGAACUUGAUUCAGUGUAGGUAUAAAACAAUUACUUGGCAGAGAGAGACAAUGGCUUCACUGUGAGUACCGGACCUCCAUCCUUGUCCCCAUGGUCUUGUUCCUCUCGAUUCAUUGAGAUUUUAAGUUUAGUACCUUACGAAUGGACAUCUGAUUCAAUGUAAACUUGUGCCCUUACCACUUGAACCUUUUUUUCAUUGUUGUCUGGAAGCAACUGCCAAUAUUUCAUGUACGCAUUGUGCAAUUUUUUCGUCAUUUGGGUCUAUCUCAAAAUGUUUAUAUUUUAAUCCUAUUUUGUAAUAAAAUGACCUUUG